Mastomys coucha (southern multimammate mouse) is the source of this 3316-nucleotide messenger RNA. It is a transcript of the gene Gramd2a, whose product is annotated as GRAM domain containing 2A. Gene Ontology annotation, biological process: regulation of store-operated calcium entry. Lineage: Eukaryota; Metazoa; Chordata; Mammalia; Rodentia; Muridae. The transcript is spliced from 12 exons. Gene Ontology annotation, molecular function: phosphatidylinositol-4,5-bisphosphate binding. The record is from RefSeq and is a predicted model, not a curated record. The coding region runs from base 74 to 1021 and encodes 315 amino acids. Gene Ontology annotation, cellular component: endoplasmic reticulum membrane; organelle membrane contact site; extrinsic component of cytoplasmic side of plasma membrane.
UUUCCCGGGGUGGGCGGUCCCCGGAGGGCACUGGGUCUGGCUCACGGCCGCAGGUCCGGGAGAAGGCGCUGCGAUGACCGCCCUGAGCCGUAGCGAGCCUGUCGAGGCGGGCAGCAAGCAACAAAUGCAUGGGAAGAUGGCCCCUCCGAAGAGCCAUGUGCCCUGCACGGAGAAACCAGGAAAGGUCCAGGAGCCCCCAGAGAGCAGUCUGCACUGGUCAGAAGGCUCAAAGGGUGAAGAGAUAAAGAAGUUCAGCCGGGAAGGGACACUACUGAGCAAAUACAACCAACAAUACCACAAGCUGUUUAAAGAUAUCCCCUUGGAGGAGAUGGUUCUCAAAGUGUGUUCCUGUGCCCUCCAGAGAGACCUCCUUCUCCACGGUCGGCUCUAUAUCUCGCCCAACUGGCUUUGCUUCCAUGCCAGCCUCUUUGGCAAGGAUGUCAAGGUGGUCAUUCCUGUGGUAUCUGUGCAAUUGAUCAAAAAACACAAGAUGGCACGGCUCCUUCCCAAUGGAUUGGCCAUCACCACAAACACUAGCCAGAAGUAUAUCUUUGUUUCUCUGCUUUCCCGGGACAGCGUAUAUGACAUGCUGAGGAGGGUCUGCACUCACCUACAGCCUUCCAGCAAGAAGAGUCUGAGUAUAAGGAAGUUUCCAGAGGAAGCCGAGUGCGAGUCCCCGGAAGUCCUUAUCCCUGAGAUGAAGUGGAGGAAAGCAUGCUCAGGCUCCCCAUCCCUGUCACUCCCAGACAACAUCUCUCACAUACCCACAGACUCCACAGAUAGCUGCUUCCCCUCCAUGAAACCUCUGGGGUCUGAGGCCGUCUGUGAGAAGGAUGCGUUGGAGGAAGAGCCCACUACGGACCAGGAAUUGAGACUGUGGGAUUCUCGGCUCCUCAAAGUCAUCUUUGUGAUGAUUUGUUUUCUAGUCCUGUCCUCAUCCUAUCUGGCAUUCCGAAUCUCCAGGCUGGAACAGCAGCUAUGUUCCCUGAACUGGGGCAGUCCACUCCCAAGGGACAGGUAACAGCCACUUGGUCUUCAUCCCCACACCUAUCCAAGGAUGCUCUGGGUGCUGUCUCUACCAAGGAUUCCUGGGGUUUACACUGCAGCUGUGCUGAGACUGAGUAUGAAGAACAUAUUCUAGAUCCUUCCUCCAGACCCCUCCCCAACACUUCUUCCCUCAGUGAGUGAUCUGAAGUACCUGUUUACAGAUUAACUGGCUCCUACAAUUUUUGGACUCAAACAGAAUGUUAGACUGUUUUUGUGUUUUCAUCAGUUGAGGAGUUCUGUACACUAAGCUUCAGCGACCACUGAAGAGGUAGAAAGCACAUUAACUUGUUUUAUUGUAAGCAAUGGUUCUGGCAUGCCGACAGAGCCCUGGGGGGGCCACCUCCGGGGACAAAGGGCAUGCUUUGAUACCUGGAUUGCUGCUUGCUAUCACAGGACACACUCUAGAGCGUGUAGAGAAGUUGGGGUGGGGUGUUGGAGAAAUAACAGAAGCACAAACCGCCUCCGUGGGCUCUGCUGCCUCCCAGCAUUCUGGGAUCUCACUUGGGCCUCUCAGAAUCUUUUGUUCUGGAGCCCACAGGACUUUUCUUCAGGGAGUUAGGCACUGGGGCCUUUGAGAAGGCUGAGAUGUGGAGAAGAGAGCUCAUGGCAGGGCUUGUCAAGAGACCAAUCUUAGUGUUCUGAGCUGAGCUGUACGACUCUGGGCUGGCCAUACAAGAUCUGUCCAGCUGGAUUUGGAAGAUGCCACCUGCAGGAGAGGAAGGGUGUGGGGAUGAAAUUGGAGGUCCCAGAACCCCUAUUCUGGAGCAGCCCCCUCUUUGGUAGGACAAGGGCAACAGAGACUUUGAUAUUUGGUAGUAGAUCUAUUCCCACUGGUUGCAGACAUUCCCAAGGUCCUAGCCAUUAGCAAUAGGAAGGCAGGGAACUUGAUUUAAGCUCUAGUGGUUGGUAUACUUCUUGCAUGGCUAACUGCACUGGUCAGGGUUGCUUGACUGGGCAGUGGGAUCCAGCUGCGGGAUCCAGCAGUGUUGGGUCCUUCUUGGCAGAGUUCACUCAUUCCAUGGACCUGCAGUCCAUAUGCUGUAGUAUACUCUGUAGGAUUCCAGUAACCAUAAGUAAGGUUGAAGUGUCCCAGAUGGGAUAGGUUCCAUGCAGAGACCAGGAAGAGAGAUCUCUGACUCCUUUGGGGAGAAGAGGGUAGGUGGUGAGAUCAGUGCACACUGAUGGUUUUGCCAUAGAGAAUCUUCCCCCGUCUCCUUUUCUUCUAAAAAGAACUCUUGUUCAUCUCCUCAGGACUCUCAUCUGCUAAGACAGUGCCUUUGGAGGUUCUAGAAGGGUCUGAGGGAGGAAGCCAGAGGUACCAAGGAAAGGCACAGGUGGUGUGGAGUAGUGCUGGGAAUAGCCUCUCUCUCUUGUGCUGGGAAGUUAACUGGGGGAGGAAACCCUGGUGGAAAUGAUUGCAGGGUUGUGUUUGUCUCAUUCAUGACAAAUCCAAGCAGGACUGGAGAGAGGGACAGUGGGUGACAACUUCCUGGGCUUAGACUGGAGGUCUCUCCAUAAUCUCCCUAUUCUAGUCCCUAGGAUUGAACAUGGAUCCCAGCCUUGUAUGUUAUUUGUACCAAAUCUUUACAUCUCAGGUAAAACCCGGUGUCCAUUUGGUCUUUCUUCCAGGGCCGCACCAUUAAAUGCCCAUCCAUCAGUGCCCAUCCUCCAGUGCCCAUCCAUCCUUUUGUCUUAACCAUCCUCCAUCACUCUUUCCCAUCAUAUCACCAUGGAAACAAUCUUCCUUGCCCCAGUGCUUUCCCUCCCUGGUCCCUGCUGAGAGGUGAGAGUACAGGUCCAUUCUCAACCUUGCUAGGUUGAGCCAAGGUUCAUGAGAGGUGCCAAGUCUCAAGUGGCUGUGCCAACAUUCUGUAGAAAGUCCAUUCUCCACACAAGGCUUGGAAAGGGCAAGAGGCAGGCUGUAGGGCUGCUGACUUUGAAGGUAGACUUGAGGCCAGAGCUUUGAGUGAUAUGGGUGUGUCCAUGCCUCUGGAGGGUCCUCUCUCUGCUCCUCCCUUUGGUCCCCCUGUCUUGUUCCUCUAGAGAAGCUGUGUGUCAGUUGUGAACAUUCAUAAUCUGUGAGUGUUUAUACAUUUCUGGUUGCAUGGGCUAACACUUCUCCAGUUCUCCAAAGGUUUGGUUCAACAAGAGUGGGUUGUUCCACCAUGGCAUUAGCCUUUGAAAAUUUUAAAAAAUGGGUUAAUUCCCAGGUACUGAAAAAAAAUGUUUUUUUUUUUUUAAAAAAAAAUAAAAACCUCGAUUUUUCUAG